This is a messenger RNA of Anolis sagrei ordinatus, 1612 nucleotides long. Lineage: Eukaryota; Metazoa; Chordata; Lepidosauria; Squamata; Anolidae. The record is from RefSeq and is a predicted model, not a curated record.
UCGCGAAAGCGGGGAAAGAGGAGGAGGAGGAGGCAAGAUGGCGGCGAAAGGCAGUGGCUGUGCGGGAGGCGGCGGCGGAGGGGCCAAUAAGAACGGGAUUCUGGACAAGUGGAAGAUCGAAGACAAGCCUGUCAAAGUAGACAAGUGGGACGGGUCAGCUGUGAAGAAUUCAUUGGAUGAUUCUGCCAAAAAGGUUCUUUUGGAAAAGUACAAGUAUGUGGAGAACUUCUGCCUGAUCGAUGGCCGCCUCAUCAUUUGCACCAUCUCCUGCCUCUUUGCCAUUGUGGCUUUAAUAUGGGAUUACCUUCACCCCUUCCCCGAAUCCAAGCCAGUCCUUGCCGUAUGUGUUGUAUCGUAUUUUGUUAUGAUGGGGAUUCUGACCAUCUAUACCUCGUAUAAGGAGAAGAGCAUCUUCCUGGUAGCACACAGAAGAGAUCCAGCAGGAAUGGAUCCCGAUGACAUCUGGCAGCUUUCCUCAAGCCUGAAAAGGUUUGAUGACAAAUACACCCUCAAAAUGACGUUCAUCAGCGGGCGAACCAAGCAGCAGCGGGAGGCCGAGUUCACCAAGUCCAUCGCCAAGUUCUUUGACGAGAACGGCACCUUGGUGAUGGAGGCCUUUGAGCCGGAGGUCUCCAAGCUCCACGACAGCCUCCUCACGGAAAGGAAGACCAAGUAGGCGAAGCCCAGCGCCCGCCUUGCCAAGUUUAAGCCAAUAAAGCAAAAUAGCAACGAAUGUGCGCCUCUGUUGUCGUCCUGAGAAAUCCUCUCUCUUCCCACUCUCUUGUCUUCCCUUCCUCUCGCAAGAGAAGGAGGAUUUUUAUAACCUAGGACUGGCAAAGCAGAAGCAGAAAGGGUCUAAUUCCGAUUGGCUUCGCCUCGCUUUCGAUCGGCAUCUCAACCUGCUUUGUUCCCCUAAAUUGAAACUCGGAAAGAGGGAGAGACUCCCGCAUCACCCCACUUGCCCCACUGGCGCCUUCCAGAGCGUGUUGGACUACAUUUCGUGGCCUGGGGAUGGCGGCAGGGGUAGUCCAGCACAUUUGGAAGGCCCUGCGUUUUAGAAAAAGCUGCUGCGUAACCCACUCUCCCUUUUAAAAAAAAAAUUAGCAGGGCUUUUUCAGGCAGCACCAAAAGCAGUGCUGCUUUGGGGGAUUGAUUCCCAGCUUCAGCCACGGGAGGAAUUUAGGUUGACUUUUAUAGUGGCAACUGGAGGCAAUACACACCUAGUUUUUUAAAAAGUCUGUUUCCAUCCACAUUCUCUUUGUCUGUUAAUUUAUCAAACCAGGAAAAGGGAACUAUUAUUCUUUUGUACAGAUCCUUUUGCUGCAUGAAGUAGAGACAGAAUGAGAGAGAGAGAGAGACUUUGGGGGGAGAAAACCAAGCAAAAUCAGAAUGGUGGAUCUACCUGCUUCCCAAUAUAUUUCAGGUCCAAAUUGAUAGCGAGAGUUUUUGAAUCAGAAACGGAGCGUUUUACGAAGCUGUUUCAUCCGGUGACAUUCUGUCUCAUGUGGUGCAUUCAAUUCAUGCUGAACAAUCUCUUCCUUCACUCUUAUAUAAACUGCCAUUUUCUAAAAUGACUUUUUUUUCCAAUAAAAGGAGGAAACUUAAGUGACAA